Messenger RNA from Thamnophis sirtalis, 5037 nucleotides. It is a transcript of the gene MIER3, whose product is annotated as MIER family member 3. Gene Ontology annotation, molecular function: histone deacetylase binding; transcription corepressor activity. The record is from RefSeq and is a predicted model, not a curated record. Gene Ontology annotation, cellular component: nucleoplasm. Gene Ontology annotation, biological process: negative regulation of transcription by RNA polymerase II. NCBI's taxonomy places the organism in Eukaryota, Metazoa, Chordata, Lepidosauria, Squamata, Natricidae.
ACACUAGAAAUCUGAUGUCUGGCACAAGUUUGGAUGGGUAAGAUUCCCUCCACUUGCUAAGUAUGAUACUAAGUAUGCUUAUUUGGAAGUAAGUUCACUACAGUUCAGUAGGACUUUCUUUAUGGGAAAUGAGUUGAAAAUUCCAGUUUUUUUAACUUGAUCACCAUGUUUUUCAGAAGUAAAUCCACCUGAUUGGAUUGAUAAGGUCCCCACGAUGGCUCACAACAUUGGCUCUUUAUCUUCUGAGGAUCAUGACUUUGACCCUACAGCUGAAAUGUUGGUACAUGAUUAUGAUGAUGAAAGAACUCUGGAAGAGGAAGAAAUGAUGGAUGAAGGCAAAAAUUUCAGUUCUGAGAUUGAAGACUUAGAAAAGGAAGGAAGCAUGCCAUUAGAAGAUUUGCUAGCAUUCUAUGGCUAUGAAUCUACCAUUCCUGUUAUAGCAAGUUCCAGCGCAGAUAGUUCCCCAAGCGAACUUGCAGAUGAGCUUCCAGACAUGACUUUGGAUAAAGAGGAAAUAGCCAAAGACCUUUUGUCAGGAGAUGAUGAAGAAACACAGUCUUCUGCUGAUGAUUUGACACCAUCGGUUACUUCACAUGAAACAACAGAUUUUUUUCCUCGGCCUUUAAGAUCAAACACUAUCUGUGAUGGUGAUAAAGAAUCUGAUGGUGAAGAUGUGGAAGUAGAUACCGGUAAUUCAUCUGAAGAUUUGCGAAAGGAAAUAAUGAUUGGUUCACAAUACCAGGCUGAAAUACCACCUUUCUUAGGCAAAAGUUGCAAUGAUGAAAAAGCAUAUGAAAAUGAGGACCAGCUACUUUGGCAACCUGAUGUUAUUUCAGAAAAUAAAGUUAAAGAGUACCUUUUUGAAACUUCUGUAAGAACUGGAAAUGAAAAAAUAAUUGGCAGAAUUCCUGAUGGAGUGCAUACCCGGGACAAUGAACAGGCACUCUAUGAACUCUUCAAGUGUAACCACAAUCUAAAGGAAGCCAUUGAGAAAUACUGUUCAAAUGGAAAGACAUCACAGGAUAUGACCGCUUGGACAGAAGAAGAAUGUAGAAACUUUGAACAUGCACUUCUGAUAUAUGGGAAAGAUUUUCAUCUUAUACAAAAAGAUAAGGUGGGAACCAGGACAGUUGCUGAAUGUGUAGCAUUUUAUUACAUGUGGAAGAAAUCUGAACGAUAUGAUUACUUUGCUCAACAAACAAGAUUUGGAAAAAAGAGGUACAACCACCAUCCUGGAGUCACGGACUACAUGGAUCGGUUGGUAGAUGAAGCAGAAGCUUUAGGUGGUGCAGUUUCUUCAGCCAUAAUAUCAAAUAAUAGACUAGAGCCCAUUCCUGAUCAACAACUAGGCCUCCUGAAUUCAAUCACUGCCAAUGAUUUGACAGGUAAAUUAAAAGCACUGACCAACAGCGUAGCUACAGUCUGCCAUUCUACAGAUGUGAACUCAGAAGACGCCUUCCCACCUCUGGACAGUUUGCCCCGAACAGCAGUUAAUCAUGUGCCUGUCGUAACAGAAGAUUUGCUUAACUUGCCUAGUAAUGGCGAAAGUGAUUGUUUUAAUUUAUUUGAGACUGGAUUUUAUCAUUCUGAAUUAAACACCAUGAACAUGUGCGGUGAAGAAUCGGAAAGGCCUGCCAAGAGAUUGAAAAUGGGAAUUGCGGUCCCAGAAUCCUUCAUGAAUGAAGUUUCGGUGAACAACUUGGCUGUUGAUUUUGAGAAUCAUACACAUCAUAUUACUAGUGCCAAAAUGGCGGUCUCGGUAGCUGACUUCAGCAGUCUAUCGGCAAAUGAGACAAAUGGCUUUAUCAGCGCCCAUGCAUUACACCAGCACACGGCCCUCCAUUCAGAAUGAAUUCAAGCAGCAAAUUAAAGACAGUGAACACUGUUGGCAGUUUGUGGUAAACUUGAUGAAUUGAUCAGGUUUGCUUAGUCUUUCACUGGAAGUUUGAACUAUAUGACAUCAGUGAUGUCUUUAUGUACAGAACUAUAUCUUGAUUUAUCAAGAAUAAUUUCACUUUUUUUCCAAUCCAUAAAUGUGGAAACUUCAUAUAAUAUCUAGCAGAGUUCGGGACUAAGAGAACCAUGUGGUACAGCUUUAAGCUCUGCUUCCUUUCUUUUUAAACCCGUAGAGAGACUGCUGUCUCAAAACCAGCACAGAAGUUCUGAACUUAAUAGAGUGGGUUUUUGUUCUAGGUUGCUUCUGCCCUAAUGGAUGCAGUGGAAUAACAUUUGUUUACAGGUACCAGUUCUGAUCCUUGCUUAAUGUAGCAUUUAAAAAAAAUAAUCAAAAGCAGGGAGACAUUUCUUUAAUUUAAACUGCACAACUACACAAGGAUAUUUUUAAAUUGAAGCUUGUGUCAUCUGAUAUUAAGCCAGAGCACUUCAGUUUACAAAACAACAGAUUCAUCUUGGUGGAUACUAGCACAAAAGACAGUAAGAGCAAAGUCUGAGGACAAGCUUAGAUGCUCUUAUAACAUCACAGGCCACAGCUACCUUACACAAAAAUGCUUUUACUGUCCAAAGGUUUUGUGUACUUUUUAACGUAUUGGCUGAAAAGAUGUGUUUGAGCUGGGGUGGGGGAUAUCUAUACUUCUGAGAAAUAGAAUCUGAAAACAUCAAGUAUUAUCUUAACAUUGCUUAAAGCUACUAAGAAUGAUACAAUUUGCUCACUCUACUAAUGAAUUACAUAUUGGGGUUUGUCUUUACUUCAGAACAUGGCAGUUCAAAAUAGCAUGAAAUUUCUGGAUUAAUAGAUGGUGAAUGGUGCAAUGGAUCUUUGAAUCACUUUCAGCCAUUAGUGUAGUUUUCUUCCUGGAUUAUUCAGAUUUCAGUACAUUAAUAUUCCAGAGAGAAAUCUUUGACAAGAUUGUUCUGUGUUGAAGGAUUUGUGAAAGUUCACUAAAACUUUGGUUAUCAAUUAUAAAACUUGCCAAUGUUACACUGACACGCAGACACACACAUAGGCUGGUCUUGUUGUAUUCUGGUCUUUUCCCGUGUAAGAUUGCGAUUGUCUUGGCAACAUUUCAGCGAGGUCUCACUCUCCAUCUUCAGACUGGGUUUUGGGCUGAAGAUAGCGAGUGAGACAUUGCCAAGACAAUCUCAAUCUUACAUGGGAAAAGACCAGAAUACAACAACACCCUACCUACACCCGUGAAAAUCUACGAAGAUUUUCACGGGUGUAGGUAUGCUGGUGUUGUUGUAUUCUGGUCUUUUCCCAUGAUUUUCACAGGUGUGGGUAUGCUGGUGUUGUUGUAUAAAAUAUUUCUACAGACUGUUAGCACCUUGAAUUUGAGCAACAGCAGAGUGCUGGGAGUCACUAUCAAAAGUUUUUGAGUUUCUCAAAUAGCACAUUUUAACCAUUCUAGGAAUUUAAUUACCACGUAUAUUUGUUAAUGGUGAUCUGUUGUAAAGUAUACACCUGAAACUUGUCAGUCUAAUGCAGUACACAAAAAUGGGUAGCCUUGGCCUUGGGUCACAUUCUAAUACUUUCAGUCAAAUUGUCAGCUUCCUGUUGCUGUAAUUUGUGCUGAAUGCUGUAUCUUGUGGGUUUUUUUUCUUAUUCAACACAUCUUAUUUAAUUUUGUAAAAUACUCGCUGUAUUUUUUUCCUUUUGUUACACAUUCAUGUUUAUGGGUUUUUCCAGUGGCUGGUGUGUAUAAAAAUCAUCACACAAAAUGUAUGAAUGCUUAUACCAGUUGCACUUAAAUGAACACACCCAUUCUCAUCAACUGAUGCAGUACUAUGUUCAGUUUAUCUAUGCAUUGCUGGGGUCUUAAUGAAGACCGAGACAGUCUAGUUUCUCGUCUAAAAUUUUGAUUGUCAGCAAGUUAAAUGGACACUUUAGUUAUUUAAUAAAGACUUUUGACCAAAAUUCUAAAAAUGGUAUGAGAACAAUGAAUUCCGGCUAGUUUUAAUAGAUUUUUAAUUGCUGAUCUAAUUUAGCCUAUUGGCUAGCUAGCUGGUAAUGUUUACUUUUAAUUCCUUGUUAAAAUGAGGCAAUAAUUUGCAAGAUUAUGUAAAUAUGUACAUUCUGCAUAUCUUUUUAGAUAUCUAUUUCAAUAUUUUCUGACUACUUCUGUGUAUAGUAACAUUUUGUGCAUGCUUGAUGUGACAUUCAUAAAUUUGUACCACUAUGACUUUAUUCAUGUAAAAUAGCUAUUUAUUGAAUUUUUCUUUUAAAAGCUGGACUUAUACUGUUUCUCUCUAUUUUAAACAUUUUACUGGAGAAAUUGUUACUGUUUAUUAAAAGAAUUGCGUUUGAAUCAGAAUGAAGCUGGCUAAAUUGCAGCCGUGUGAAAAUUACAUUGCAUUGAUUCAUUGUAGGUUAAGCACAAUUCUUCUAACAAACGGUGAUGACUUCUUUGUUCAUUGCUGAGUAUAUUCCCUGUUCUCCCCUGCUCUCAAUCCAUUUGUAUAAACCAAAAAUCCAUGGUGGGCACCUGCAGUUUGUAGAGGUAUCGCUUACAGGAACUCCAAAAGAACAUUGGAUUCACUUGUAUGUGGAACUGGUGCUGCAAUAGAGCAAUACUUCAACUUUUGUUAGCCAUUUCAUCCUCUCAUUGAUAGCUUUUUAAGUGUUCAUUUUUCUUCUUUAUAUAGACAGGCCAAUCUUACCUACAGACUGCUUUAUAUUCUCUGAAGUAUUGAACUCUGUACUGUUAGGUUUUUGUGCAGUUUUUCUUUGGAAACAAACAAUCAGAUCCAUGUUAAGUUCACAUCCAGUAGUGCAUUAGUGAUACUAUUUAAUUGAAACAAACUCUUUGAAUGUAAAUUAGUGGAUAGCCUAACCACUAGAAGACCGCCCAGUGUUACAAGCACAGUGUCUAUAAAUGGGAAAUUAAAUGUGCAAAUAAUCAUGAUUACGAUUUCCCAAGGGGGGGGAGUAUUCUAGUUAUUGCUUCAGGCUAGUUUACGGCAGUCCACCUCUAAGAAAUCAGUCACGUCCAUCAUUGCUAGGUUCAAAUAGCUUCGCCUUUCUCAUAAAUUAGUGACAAUCGCAACCAGUGCUAAUAUCUGCUGCUUAAGAGGAAGUUGCUA